Populus trichocarpa (black cottonwood) is the source of this 2679-nucleotide messenger RNA. RefSeq lists its product as uncharacterized. The transcript is spliced from 2 exons. Bases 583 to 2679 code for a protein of 698 amino acids. NCBI's taxonomy places the organism in Eukaryota, Viridiplantae, Streptophyta, Magnoliopsida, Malpighiales, Salicaceae. The record is from RefSeq and is a predicted model, not a curated record.
AGGAAACUCAUGAUCUUCCUCUACCUCUCUCUUUUCAUUAUAAAACCUAGAAAUCCAAAGGCAAUACUUUAUGUAAGGGAUGAUAAAGGAUGCUUAUGAGUCGGCUUUUCAAAAUGAAAUGGCAAACGAGUAAUAUAGGAAGUUGAGGAAACCCAUCAAAAGUCAACGAGCCUUCUUCUCCAACAAGAAAAGACAGGGGAAAGUGUCUUCUUAUGCACAUACUUGAACAAUCUCACCCUCACAAAUAGAGGAGCCUGUAGCUUUCCUCGUGAUCUUCUACCCGCCUCUUCCUUACAGGUAACGCCCUUUCUUCCUUUUCGGGCUUCUUUGAAUUUUGGGCCCUUUGAGUUAUUUUUCGUUUCGGCUCUGUCCCAUAAUCUUUGAUAAAGGGGAAGAGGGAAGAGGUCAAAUUUCAGUUCAGAAGGUGAGGUAUUGAAUAAUGAAUACUAGCAGCACUCAACUUUUAUUUGCCUUUCCAUUUCGAUAACAUAUAUAUUCGGCAGCUUCAAUUUGGCCUGCCUAAGUCUUGUCUUGGCUCAACACCCCUCAUUUCCUGCUCUGUCCUCUAAGAGAGCCAGAGACAUGGAGAUUGAACAUUUUAGCCACCCAGAUCAUCCAUUGAUCCUCAUUAAUCAAGUUCUCGAAUAUAGUUGCGAACUAGUUAUUUGCUCUGGAUGCGAGGGACCGAUAUGGGGUCCUGGCUACAGUUGCACCUCUUGCUACUUCUUUCUUCAUAAGAAAUGCGCCGAGCUGCCCCGUGAGAUCAUGCGGUGCAUUCAUCCUAGACACCCUCUCCAUCUACUGCCAAAGUCACCAUAUAAAGGAGAAUACGGUUGUGAUCGCUGCCAAAAAACUUGCAAGAGUUUUGUUUACCAUUGUUCUGUCUGUGAAUUUGAUCUUGAUAUCAAAUGUGCUUUUCAACCGGGUUUUUUUGAAGUUGAUAGUCAGGCACAUCAAUUUGCCCACAAGGAUCAUCCAUUGAUUUUGAAUGAAGAGCAAGAAUAUCAUGGUGAAGGAGUACAGUGUUGUGUGUGCAAGGAACCAAUGUCUGGUCCUAGCUAUAGUUGCACUUCUUGCAACUUCUUUCUUCACAAGAAGUGUGCUGAGCUACCCCCAGAGAUCAAGCAGCAUUUGCAUCCAGAACACCCUCUUCGUCUACUGCCAAAUCAUGAUAUGAUCUGUGAUUUUUGCAACGAAACUUGCUAUGAGAGUUUUCUUUACUUUUGUAUUGUGUGUGAAUACAACCUCCAUAUCAAAUGUGCUUUUCCACCGUGCAUUGAUGCAGCUGAUCAGAAUCAAAGGCAUCAAUUUAGACGCCUAAUGAAUCCACUUUCAUUAAAAUCAAUCUCCUUCACUUGCAAUGCAUGUGGCACAGAUGGAGAUGACUCCCCAUUUUGGUGCACUAUGUGCCAACUCGUGGUCCACAAAAAAUGCAUUUCAUUGCCACGCACCCUUAAAACGGAACUGCACCAGCAUCCCCGAAUCAUCCACACCUAUCAUCCUCAAAAACGCAUCGAAUCUAUAAACAAGUACUGUGGAAUUUGCUGUCGGGAAGUUGACACAGAAUACGGAGUUUACUAUUGCCCGGACUGUGACUUUGUUGCACACGUGGAUUGUAGUGGAGAAUAUGGGGAUUCUGCAACAGAGAUUGUAGUAGAAAACGAAGAAGAGCAAAGUGUGACUGUUGAUGAUCAAUUCAAUGAACCUAGCUUUCGCGUUGUCCGUGAGAUCAAGCAUGGAGAGGAGAGAAUAAUUGAAGAGAUCGAACAUUUCAGUCAUCAACAUAACCUAAUCCUUACUGACAAGGUUGAUGAUGAUCUAAAGUGUGAUGGGUGCAUGUUACCAAUCUCCACUCCAUUUUAUAGCUGUGCCAGUUGUAAUUUCUUUCUUGACAAAACCUGCAUAGAAUUACCCAGGCGAAAAAAGUGGCAAUAUCACGAAAACCAACUGAUUCUUUCAUGGAGCCGAGGGCCACAUGAUCUGUUCUACUGUAAUGUGUGUAGGCAAUAUUUUCGUGGGCUCAGGUACAAAUGUGAUGUAUGUGCACUCUGGAUUGAUGUCCGAUGCUUCAAAUCAUUGGAAGAUUCCACUAAACAUGGAGGUCAUGAGCAUCCCCUUUAUCUUCCAGCGGACAGAAAGAAUAUACUCCGUUGUAAUAUUGGAGGUCGCGGGCUUCGCCCUUGGGUUGCAGCGGACGGAGAGAAUAUUCCCCAUUGCAGUGGCUGUUGUGUCAGUGAAGAAUCAAAGGUAUUUUUAAAAUGUGUGGUUUGCGAUUUCAAGCUCGGUAUGAAAUGUGCUACACUGCCAUAUAGAGCAAGACACGAGUAUGAUGACCAUCCUCUCUUCCUCACCUAUAUUAAUGCAAAUGACUACCAACCUUCCUGUAUAAUUUGUGAAGAAGAUAGAGACCCAAAGCUCUGGUUCUACCGUUGUGAGGAAUGCGACUUCGAUGCUCAUCCAGAAUGUGCUCUCGGGAAAUACCCAUAUGUCAAGCUUGGGGGCGUUCGCACAUGUCCUAAACACCCUCACCCUCUUGCUUUGGUCGUCAAGACAGAGGAUUAUCCAGCAUGCGAUACCUGUGGUGAGCUUUGCGAUGACUUCGCCCUUGAAUGUACUGAUCCUAACUGCAGUUUUAUCGUCCACAGGAACAGAAAGCAAUGCUUUAACUCGUUAUGGUAA